Messenger RNA from Lactuca virosa, 453 nucleotides. The record is from the annotation of a GenBank genome assembly. Lineage: Eukaryota; Viridiplantae; Streptophyta; Magnoliopsida; Asterales; Asteraceae.
AUGAUGUUGCUAGAGCAAACCAUUACUCCGAUUCACACAGUAAUCACCGGCGAAGCUUCAAAAGAAGGCGGUUCAACGGUAACUGUUGCACCAACAACCGGACAUGAGCAACCUGUCGACAGAGGACAACCUAUUUUCGUCGUUGUGCCAACACAAAGCACUCCGAUACAAGCACCCCAACUGGCGGUGAUACCAAGCAGUACGACCCUGCCAACAGUGGAAGACGCUAGCGCCACAUCGAGUCUCUUCCAACAGCUACCACCAAACCAGAUGGCAGGCGCACAACCGAUGGUUUUCCAGACACCACCACCGCCAAACCAGAUGGCAAGCGCAACCAGUGGUUUUCCAGACGCCACCACCGCCAAACUAGAUGGUAGGUGCAUAACCGGUGGUUCUCCAGACACCACCACCGCCAAACCAGAUGGAAGGCGCACAACCGGUGGAUUUCUGUAA